This is a messenger RNA of Chlamydomonas reinhardtii, 7377 nucleotides long. RefSeq lists its product as uncharacterized. The record is from RefSeq and is a predicted model, not a curated record. Gene Ontology annotation, biological process: protein phosphorylation. Bases 427 to 6756 code for a protein of 2109 amino acids. Lineage: Eukaryota; Viridiplantae; Chlorophyta; Chlorophyceae; Chlamydomonadales; Chlamydomonadaceae. Gene Ontology annotation, molecular function: ATP binding; protein tyrosine kinase activity. The transcript has 5 exons.
ACACCUCACGCGGCUUACGCGACUUGACUGACAUUCAUACAGCUGACAUUACAACUGGAGACUGCAACUUCACCUUGCACGAGAGUUGACAUGCCGCCAUGCUUGGAUAGAAUCCGUAACAACGUGUACUAAAUGAGCAAAGCCGCUCGAAAGGCGCAGGUUGGCCUGCAAGAGCCCUCACUGCCUGCGUUUUCAAGCGUCGGAUUUACCGUAUGUUGUAUACUCUUGACGUUUUCGAUUCUACAACCAGCAGCUGCACAAGCGCUAUCACCAGCGGAGUUCAUCACGCGCAAAUGCGCGGCGAACACAUUCUUCCCCACGGCAAACAUUGUCCUUGCAUUCUACUGUACUCUGUCAGAUAACGUCACACUGGUGGCCGGCCCGGAGGCCAGUCUGCCAACACACUCUUCCUCCGUGAUUCAGUCGAUGGUCCCGGAAACGCCCGCGUCGCUGCACCUGUCCUCGCUCACCCGCGCCCUGGCGUUGCCAUCCACCAGCCACCUGGAGCUGCGGGGACUGCUGGUGACAGGCGCAGCGCUGCCCACGGCGCCUUACCCCCUCCCGCCGGCCUCCUUCCUGGCCCUGUCCGCCAUCCGCCUGCUCCCGGCCGCGGCGAGCAGCGGCAACGCCAGCAGCAGCAGCAAUGCCAGCAGCAGCAGCCCCAGCGGUCCCCGACUGAGCCUGCAGGAUGUUGUGAUUACCACACCCUCCUGCGCGGCGCUGUCCCUGCACCAGGACUUUGCGUGCCGCGCCUCGCCUUCUCCCAACUUCACCGUCACCGCCAACUCGCUGCUUGUGCACCGCUUCACCACACCCACCGCCGACCUGACCAAUGUGAGCCUGCGCUGCUCCGGCCCGGCCGUGCCUUUCCCUUGCCUGGCCGCGUCCGUGUCCUCGGGUGCGCAGCUGCUGGGGGCCAUAUCAGAGCUACAGGACGCCAUCCAGAGCGGACUGCAGCAAACGUUCACCCCAGUGCCGGCAUUCAUUCACGUGGCGACCAGCUUUUCCCUGGUGCCGCCUGCUGAGGGGCCCGGCAGUAGCAACGGCAGCAGCAGCACUUGGGCGCCGCAGCCCGUGGAGGUAGUCAUUCCACGGCUGGUCAUCGGCGGCAGUAGCACCAAUAGCAGUAGCAACAGCAACAGCAGCUCCUCACUUCCAGCAGCAGUGCUACAGCCUCCCGGUGCUGUGCCAGAGCUGGACCUGGCUGGCAGUGUGGGGCUGCUGGUGCUGCGGGCGGGGGCGGGUGUGGUGCUGCAAGACCUGGUGCUCCGCAGGCCGCCGCUGGGCCCUGAUAGCGCCCUGCCUCGUUCGCUGCUGCGGCUGCCGCUGUGGACGUUUGACUUCAACCGCAACAUGCUGGGCUGGAGCAAGGGGGCCCUGCUGCAGCUCGCCGGCGGCGUGGUGGUCAAGGACGUGCCGCGGUCGGAGCUGGCCAUGUACCUUUUGGACUCUGCCACGUCCGAUGGCGCCACGGUCGCCGUCGCCGCAGCCGGCCUGCCGACGGCACUGAAGCCCUGGAAACUGGCGUGGGCAAGUGGCAUAUUCUGGGACACGCGGGCCGAGCCGGUUCCGGGAACGCCCGGUGACGUGUGGGUGGAUUGGUUCAGUGCCAAAAGCGCCAUCAUGACCCUCAGUGGCGUGCUGCUACAGCCGGAGACCUGGCUCUGCCCGGGCGGCAGUAGCAACAGUCAUGACGGUGGCAACGGAAGUAGCAGUAAUGCGACAGCAACAACUGCCGAUGCUUGGGCGGCGGCGGCUUCGCCGGAUACGGACUGCCUACGCCGGGAGCCGCUGUGGGCCGUGGUGCCAGCGGGCCUCAGCGUCAGCUGCACCCGUGCUGGCAGCAGCAGUGGCGGCAGCAACCGCGAGUGCACAAGCACAACUCAGCUUGUGAUCCCGCUGGGGAACACACAUCGUGAGCUUCCCGUUCUUCAUGGCCUCCAGCCCCACGAUCUAGACUGGGGACCUCAUAGCUUUACCGGGUACAACGGCUACAUCUUAAGAAGUCGCAUCGCAUCCCUCCGCGUCUGGCCGCUGCCUGUCCGCAUGAGCGUUGUGUCAGACUACCCCGGUUACGAAAUUAUUCGUAAUCAAGCGGUCCUGGCGGGCGCUCCGAACGCCGUGCGGGUGUUGGACCUGCAGCAGCUGAUCAGCGCCUUGCGGUUGCCCACUGCGGCGGCGUUGGAAGGCCAGGUGGCGGCGGCGCUGGCGGUGGGUGGGCCUGAGGUGGCGGUGGCGGCAGUGGCGAGCGUCAGCCUGACGGUGCGGUCGCUGGUGCUUGCAAACCUGCCCAGCUCCAGCGGCUGCCGUGCGGGGCAGCAGGCGGGGUGUGAGGUGCAGCUUGCACGGUUGGCGGCUGCAGAAGCGGUUGCCGCCAGUGCCUCCUCUGAGGAACCCGGGGACCGCCACCGUCACAGGCGACAGGCGCUGGCGUCUGCAGAUGCAGGUGCGGACGGCGCGACGCAGGGCAUGCCCACUGCCCUCGCCAACUUCACCUCCUGCCUGUGGACAUUGGAGUUUGACCGCCUCACGGCGUGGCACCAACUCACGGCAGGCGGCAGCAGCAGCAGCAGCAGCAGCAGCAGCAGCUCUGCUGCUGGCUCCUUGCGGCCUGCGGGCCUGCCGUACGUGUUCCUGGAAUCGGUGGUGCUGCUACUGCCGGCGGCGGAGCUGCAGCUGCUGGCGGCGCUGUGGAGUUCACCUGACCGUGCUGCCGUGAGCGGCGCAGCCGCAGCGGUCGGCGGCGGCUUUGCUGAGCACCUGGCGGCGGCGCUUGCGGCGUCCUCAGCGCCAUUGCCACAGCUGCCCGGGGCGUCGCCCUCCCUGGCGUUUGAGCGUUUCGUGUGGUGCGGACUGGAAGGUCUCAACGUGACGCUGACGUCUGCGGAGGAUCCGGCAUGGGGCGUGUCGGAUGUCGGAGGCAGUAGCGGCAGCAGCAGCAGCCUUGUGCUACUGCCACUAGACGCCGCACUGCCGGCGCCGCUGCUACAGCUUCUAGCACCUCCCCCGCCCCCGCAGCCACCUAGGGGUGUCGGAGGAGCUGGUGUGCCGGGACUGCAGCCGUCAGCCACACCCGGCACCGCUGGCCCAGCACCGCUGGGAGGGCCACCUGGAUGUGCCGCGACCGGCGCCUCUGACACGCAGGGUAGUGGUGGUGGCGGUGGCGGAGUGCCUGAAGGCCUUGCAGCUGUGAGUGACAGCAGGUUCAGCCCGGUGGCAGCAGUCGCGGGGGCAGCCGCUGCAGGCGUUGCCCUGGUGCUCACACUGGCCGGGGUGGUGGUUUGGAGGAGGAGGCGCCAGCCCCCGCCAGCGACCACCAUUGCUCUUGCGCCACCAUCGCCAAGAAAGGGUGAUCCUAAGCAUUUUUGCGAUCUCAGCACAGCGGGGGAGAGCGCGCUGAGUGGCGGCAGUAGCGAGGGGGUGGAUGCAGCAGCCAUCGGCGGCACAGGCACAACUGGCAUUAUUUUGGUCACUGCAAGCAGUACCAGUUAUAGUCAGCCUCGAGCCGGAUUGCCGCCGCUGUCCACUUCCGACGUGCUCACGGUGGGCUCAUGUCAGUCAUGUGCAAACGGGGCUGGAGGAGUGCGUGCUGCUGCUGCCCGCCUGGCGGGCGGCUGGCCGCUCUCCGUAUCCGUCAGCGGUACGGCUGCUACCGAUGCGCUUGCUGCAGCUACUCCAGGAAGCAGCAGCCAUCCUCCAAUGAACUCAAAGCCCACGCGCAUUGUGUGCGCCGUUAGCGUGGCGGCAGCAAUCAGCAACGCUCUGUCCGGCUCGUGCUCAGGCAUCGACAUCGAACUGGCCGCAGCUCCUGCGUCUGCGGGCUCCCUACCGGAGGAGAAAGAGGCGGCGGGCGAGGUGGGCAGCAAGGACGCGUGGGCUGCCCCGCCAGCCGCUGGCACGGACCCCACCAUCCGUGUGUCCAUCACACCGCGCGCAAUCGCCGAUGCAGUGUCGGCCGUUGCUCCUGCUUCCGCGGGCGCAGGUGGGAACAGCAACAGCGCCAGCUACAGCCUGCGCCCGCCAGCAGCCUCGCCCGCCGGCAGAACGGCGCCGGCAGCCGCUGUGCAGGAUGGCCUUGGUGGUGGUCGCGGCGACGGCAGCGGCGGCAAGCCGGGCACGCCACGGUCGGGCGCCGCCACGUCCUUCCAGAACGCCGCAUCACGCCUCCGCGCGGUGCUAUGGGCAGCUGAUGGCGGCGGCAGUGACGGCGCGGGCGCUGCGGCUCGGGGCUGGGCCGGCGGCUGUGUGGCGUCGAGGCUUGCACUCCGGUUCAAGGACAGCGGUGCUUGCAGUGGCUCGGCUGGCGCUCCUGGCGCCGGGGACCCGCCCGCGCAGGGCCCGCUGUCGCCCCGGGCUGCAAGUGUGGCCCACCGGGCAGCCUCAUGCGCGGAUGUGCCGCUGCUACCGCCCGACUGCGCACCAGGCCCUGCUGUGGCUCUGGCAGGUGCGGCGGCGGCAGCAGCACGAGCUAGGUCAGCAGCAUUCGGCAGGGCGCUUCAGGCCCCAGCCACAGGCGCAGCAGCCCAUGCCGCCACUAGCGCUGCCCAGCAACGGCCCGCCUCUUCGACCAGCAUCCCACGGGCCAGUGCCGCCAAGGACCGGGGCGUGCUCGCCCGUGCACUCGCCGGCAUCCACCGGGACAUGCAGGCAAUGCAGGCGGCGGUGGCGGUGGGUGGCAGCGGGACUGGUUCGGUUGUGGAAACGGCCGAUGCCACCGCCUGGCGCGUCUCUGCGGACAGCGCGGGCCUGGCCUCAGCAGGCGCCGCCUGGGAUGCCCACAUUGCGGCGUCUUCUGCAGCAGCCGCUGCACCGUCAGAGCCCACGGUGGCUGACGUGCUGGCGCUGCCCUCUGCUGGUCUGGCGCUGGACCGGCCCAGCAGUGUGGUGCGGCAUGCUCCUGAUUGUAGGGCAGGCAGUGCAUCGAGGGUGGGGACUGUGAGCCGGCCAUCCAGUGAAGGUGGCAGCUGCAAACCAGCUGGGGGGCCCGGGUCAUCCUCGGGCACCCAGCCCUCCAAGGGACCUGCCGACGUGCUCGCUACGCCCAGCACUCCAGGGAUGCUGAUGGAGUCCCUUGAUGCCGGCCGCGGCGGCCCCCUGACUGGUGUGUCCAUCACGCGCGAGCUGGGCCGCGGCGCACAGGGUGUGGUGUACGCCGGCACCUGGCGCGGACUGAACGUGGCAAUCAAGAGCUCGCUGCUGCACCGCAGCUGCCAUGCUGGCGCUACUGCCACUGCCGGCAGCGCUGCUACAGCCGGUGCUGGGCUGGACCCGGGCAUUGCACAGGCAGUGCAGGAGGCUGCGAUCAGCGCGGCUGUGUCGCACCCCAAUGUGGUCGCCACCUACACCUACUCCCUGCAGCAGCUAGGCGCCGGCAUGGGUGCCAGCACUGGAGCUGAUGCGACGUAUAAAGUUUCAGCAAGCCACACAGCACGUAGAUCAUCCGGUACUGUGCCGUUUGAAUCGUUUCUCAGCAGCAGCUCAACUGAUGGCAGCUGUGGCGAAGCGGAGGCUUGGAAGCUGACGCUGGUGCAGGAGUUGUGUGACGCCAACAGCCUGCGGCACUGCCUGGCGACCGGGCGACUGGUGCGCGCGCGGGCAGUGCGGGUGCAGCAAGCACAGCCUCCGAGCGGUAUCAGGCUCGCAGGCAGCGGAACUGGCGUUGCAGCAUCGCUUGAGUGGGCUCCCUUACUCAUUCCCAUCAAUCGCGCUAGCAGCACCAGCCAGCAGCCCUACCCCAAACUCAGCACUGGGACAAGAGCUUUGUCAUCACCCCGGUGUGCGUCUGCGUUGGGCCCACUGCACCCAUUCGUGGUUGGCUCGUGUGGCGAGGGCAGUGCAAACACUAGUAUGACGGUCAUUCACAGCCGCCAUGAUGGCGGCAGCAGCAGCGGUGCUAAGCCCGAAGGCACGGGCACUCGCGCUGAGCGUGCCGCUGCCAUGGCCGACGGCGGCCAAUCAUCCAGUGCGGACUCACAGCAGCUGCAGGCACCUGCGCCGCUGUCUGUGGAGGUGAUGCUUUCGGUAGCACUUCAGGUCGCGCGCGGCCUGGCGCACCUGCACGAGCGCUCCAUCGUGCACGCAGACGUCGGCUCAGCCAACGUGCUGCUGCAGACCACCGACAGCGGCGCUAGUCGGGGCUGCAUGGGGCAGGGCGCAAGUGCAGUGGGUGGCGCCCGCGCCGGCACCUACCUAGCUGCACCAGGCAUGCUGGCUGGCCCUGGGGAGGUUAGGGCACUCCCGCACCACGCCGGCGCACACAGCAACCUUGGUGGCAGCGCCCUCAGUGAAGCCGGCCCCUCCGACCCGUACACCUACGGGUACGUGGCCAAGGUGUGUGACUUCGGCCUGAGCGGGCGACUGGACGUAGACGCAGGCGCCACGCACAUCAGCGGCCCCGCACGCCGCUCCUCCGCCUACUCAGCGCCUGAGCUGGUGCGCUGCGGGCGAGCAGGCCCCGCCAGCGAUGUGUAUGCACUCGCGGUGGUGCUGUGGGAGCUGGCGUGGGGUGCGCCGCUGCCUGCACUGCUGGUCCGUCCUGAGGGUGCGGGCGUGCGGGAGUGGCUGACACGUCAAGACCUGGUGGACCCUGCGGCGGCGGAGGCCCUGCCGGCAUCUCUGCUACCGUGGCCAGCGCGCGCGCCUUCUGGUUAUGUGUCUCUGGCCGGGGAGUGCCUUGCGGCGGCGCCUGCAGGACGGCCGUUGAUGCGUGUGGUGUGCGUGAGGCUGCAGGAGAUGUUGAUGAUGAUGGCGCAAUGAACGACGCACACACAUCGGACAUUGGGACGGCAUGAGGAGGCGAAUUGGCAGGAUUGCUACAUUCAUUGCAAGGCGGGAAGCUCUGGUCAAGUAAGCAUUCAUAAACGGUUCAUCAAGCAUAUGUGGUGCUUGCGCAACGGGGCCUGCCCGAGCUAUUUCGUAGGUGCUGAGAAAGUGUUGAAAAGAUUGUAAAAGCAUAUGUGAUUGCGGACCUUAUUGCUGUGAAUGGGUAGGUCUUGGUGCACCUCCUGGUGCUCUGAACCCUUUGCAGGUGUUGUUCAGGCGUGGCUCUGUGUCCAAUCGUGCCAUGUUAAAGCUGGGAUUGGUCGGCAACAUGCCAUGUGCGGUUUAUGACGUUUUGUCACCGGUUUUGCAUGGCUCUGCACUUCUGCGCACGGACAGAACAGCCACAUAUGACACUUUGUCAACUACCAUAGCAUGGCACAAUUAGCCCGUGCUUGCCGGUGCUUUGCAAUGCCCGCAUUCUAGCGGCGACUACCGUACUAACAGAAGCCAAUGUUGAGGGCCUGAGACAAGACUUGAAGCCUGCGGACGAGUUGCCGCGUUGUGCCUGUACCGCAUUCCGCCAUACAGUACUGUAACAACCACAAUGUCCAACUG